Molecule: messenger RNA, 2911 nt
Organism: Phymastichus coffea
Lineage: Eukaryota; Metazoa; Arthropoda; Insecta; Hymenoptera; Eulophidae
Gene: Dhap-at
Product: dihydroxyacetone phosphate acyltransferase
Exons: 7
Coding region: 755-2833 (692 amino acids)
Biological process (GO): ether lipid biosynthetic process
Cellular component (GO): mitochondrial membrane; peroxisomal membrane
Molecular function (GO): glycerone-phosphate O-acyltransferase activity
Source: RefSeq, a predicted model, not a curated record
AACAGGGUAACGAUCGCUUAGAUCUUUGUAUGUAUAGUGCCUGUAGUACGCGCACAGUAUAUUGACUACGUGCAACAAAAAGAGAUAGACUGCAAGGUUGCGUAGUAGGCGAGCAUGGUACUCCCGAGUAAGAGAGAGAUAGUUGAAUUGGCGAGCCUCGCGCAUGCGGCGUGGGAAGCACAACGCACACAUCCUAGCAUACAAUGCAAACGUUUUUAAGGCGUGCGCCAUCUAAGUUUCGUCUGCAUGUCGUCAUAAACAAAUAGAAAGGGGAGUGCGAGAGGUAGUGGCUAGCGAGUCGGCUGCUGCUGGCUGGUUGUUAAAGCUAUUGCCCAGAUCUGGACGUGCGCAAUCUUAUCUGCUUUAAAUAAGUCAAUAUGUGCUACAGGGGGCAUUUGCACUUGGUGCAUAUGCCUGCAAGGGGAAGGGCGGUGAUAUAUAAGUAAAAAAAAGGCUGUGAGUUUAGUGUUCAAGUUGCCGGCAACGGCAGCAUAUCAUUGCUGUCGUUUCCCUUGUGUAUUAGUGCUCUUUUAUCUUUACCGCCUAGCUUUCAAGGAGCUUAUGACCAAAGGGAGCUGAAGUUCCCACUAGGCCAGAUGCGCCGUCGUCUCUUGCACACGCCAGAUUAUUUUUCAAGUUCUAAGAAUUGCUAAAAGAAACUAUUGUCGAGAGCUUGCGAAUUUCGUAAAUUGCGUCUUUUAGAAUAUCAUUACUUUUUUUAUAUAUUUAGAAUAUACUUGUCGCAAAGUGCAAAAUGCCGACAGCGAAGGAAGAUUUCGUCGAUCUUCUAGAGGAGAGACGAAAAGAUUGGGAUAUCUUGUGGGUUUCUCGUUCAAUGAAAAUCUUGCCUCCUCAUCAAUGCCCGACGGAACUCGUUUAUACCAGAAAACAAGCAAUCGAAGCCGUUCUUGUCAAUCCCAGAGUUGUUUAUGCUAUUCAGAAGCUGGCUGAUGCUCGAAAUGUUCCUGCAUCCGCAGUUGUUGCUGAAGCACAGGAUAUCCUUCAAGAAAUGGCAAGCAAGUCACACUUGCCUACUGUCAGAUGGAUGGGUCUACUAAUAACCAAAGUCAUAAAGAGAAUUUUAAUGAGUAUUAGAAUAAAUGAAAGUCUUCUUUUUAGAAUUAAAGAUCAAAUGUGUCUUUCCCAGGUGCAAUACAUUUAUGCACCAACUCACAGAAGUUACCUAGAUUUUAUAUUACUUUCUUAUAUCCUUUUUUCAUAUGAUAUGGCUUUACCAAAUAUUGCUAGUGGAAUGGAUUUUUAUAAAAUGAAAAUUGUUGGAGAAUUGUUGAGACAAACAGGAGCAUUUUACAUGAGAAGGAGCUUUGCUUUGGAUCCUCUUUAUAAAGAAAUAUUUAGAGCUUAUGUUAGUUCUUUAGUAGAACACAGUGAUAGAGCCUUAGAAUUUUUCAUUGAAGGUACUAGAAGCAGAAGUCAAAAGACUUUACCACCAAAGUUUGGUUUACUUGCAACUGUAUUGGAAAGUCUACUUCGGAGCGAAGUACCUGACAUUCAGUUUAUACCAAUUAGUAUUUCGUAUGACAAACCUCUGGAAGAGCUUCUAUUCGUUUAUGAAUUGCUAGGAGUGCCAAAGCCAGCAGAGAGCACGACCGGCUUGUUUCGCUCUCUUUCAAUAUUACGUGAGCCUUUUGCACACGGACAUGUGUAUGUGAAAAUUGCACCGCCAAUAUCGGCUCGUGACUAUGUGGAUAUGUCAAUACGCCAAGCGAGUGCCUUAACGCUUCAUUCUAAACUACCCGUUCAUAUCGCCAAAAAAUGCGCAUACGACAUUAUCGAUUGCCACAAGAAAAAUACCGUUCUCACGCCAUUCAAUCUCAUUGCUCUACUCUUCAAUGAGAACAUUCAUUCUCAAGAGAGAAAAUCUUACACAUUAGACAAACUGUUUGACGAUUAUCGUUGGAUUAAGAGCAUUUUUAUUGGAACAUUUAACGCCAUCGUACAUCCUGCGGCAUCAAAUAUUAUUUCAACUACUGACAAAGAAGAUGUCAAACAAGAAAUACUAGAAUCGUUGAAAACGCACAGAAAUUUGAUCGAAAUUGAUUCACUACAAAAUUUAAGAUUGAGGAAAAGACACAUAGGCGUUUCUCAAAUUAAAAGUGUCAAAGGACACCUAUUGAGUGAAGAAACUUUGAAGAUUGCCGUGCCAUCGAUCAAUUUAAUGAUUUACGUGAAUCCUGUUUUUGCAUAUCUUUCGAAAUUGUGUAUUGCAGCAUUAUGUACGAACACCUCUUCAGAUGACGUAGCACUGAAACGUUACUCAAUGUUGAGAUUACUACUUAGCGCAGAAUUUGCUUUACCUACUGACGUUAGCGAAAUUGAAUUAAUUAAGGAAUUUCAAGAAACGACUGAACUUUUAAAUAAUAGUUAUAUAAAUGACUCUAACGAAAGCCAGUUCGAUAAUAAUAACAAAUUACAUUCCAUUUUGACAAAUUUAUUGAUUCCAUACAUCGGAUCUUUAUUCGUAAUGUGCAAUACUCUAUUACAGUGGCCGAGCUCUAUUGAAUGUGUAGAAAAAAAUAUUAUAACUGAAUGUCAAAGAGGCAUUGAAGCAUCGUUUUACCAACCAUUAGGAUUUAUUAAAAAUCCGUACUCAUUGUCGUUAGAUACGUGUGGAUCCAUAUUAUCUAGUCUUAUUUUAGUCGGAAAUGUUAACCGAGAUCAGAAUAAGUUAUGUAAACCAAAUCGAAUGAGUUUGGAGGAACUGAUCGUAGAUCUCUAUGAUAUUAUGAAAAGACACUCUAAUGGAUCUUAUUUUGAUAUUUCCUCCUCAUUUGUAUUAGCAGAUAUACCAAAUUUGCAAGCUAAAUUAUAGUUACCAUGUAUCUAAGUCAUGUUUUUUAAUUAUAUAUAUUGUAAUAAAAUUAUGUUGUUAAUGAAGUGAUAUUGUGUU